AUGACUACAAUUUAUCAAAUGACCCAUCAAAAGCAAAACGUGGAAACUCAAGUAGCUGAGAUUACACUAAAUGCUAAUGAUUUGAAAUAUGAAAAACUACUUUCAAAAAUUUUACCAUCAAACAUUACAGCGCCUUUCGCCUUCGAAACUAUUGGUCAUAUUAUACAUUUGAAUUUCAAAGAUGAAAUUCUGCCUUACAAAUAUUUGAUUGCGGAGUAUUUGUUGAAAAAGCACAAAAACAUUCGAACCGUUGUUAAUAAAGUAAAUAAAAUUACUUCAAUGUUUCGAGAAUGUCCGUUUGAACUGUUAGCCGGCGAACCUGUCAACGAGGACGGACGAGAAUUGAUCAAAAAAAGCGAAUUUAAGAGAAGAAAAUAUUGUGAGGAUCAAGUUGUGUAUUACAUCAUGAAUUUACCGAAAACAGCAAUGGAAUUUUUAGAUUCAUUUACUGGCGCAGAAAAAAGAUUUUGA
Molecule: messenger RNA, 471 nt
Organism: Dermatophagoides pteronyssinus (European house dust mite)
Lineage: Eukaryota; Metazoa; Arthropoda; Arachnida; Sarcoptiformes; Pyroglyphidae
Product: tRNA (guanine(37)-N1)-methyltransferase-like
Source: RefSeq, a predicted model, not a curated record